UGUUGUUGUUGUUGGUCCUUGCUUGUUUUCCUCCCCAGGUAAACAAACCGUGCUGGUGGGCAGCGCCCCCUGCUGGGCCUUCAGGCUCCACACAGGCUCCCGCAGGAGGAAGGAGGACGUGUCCCACUCUCAGACCAGCGUGAGCGGACAGCACCGGUAGCAACAUGGGCGAAAAGGCAAACGUGGAGAUGGCUGAAGAAAACCCAUUUGAACCGUACAUUGAAUCCAUCCGCCAGCAGCUGGAGGACCAGGACCCCGUGUUUCUGAUCGGCCUGGUCGUCGCUCUCGCGGUCGUUGUCGUCACCUGCGUGUUUCUAAAGUACUUCCUCACCAGCAAAACCGUCCGCAGUGCCGUGCUGCUGGUCGGACUGUGUGACUCCGGAAAAACGCUUCUCUUCAGCCGGCUGUUGUCAGGAAAGUUCAAGCGGACACAGACCACCAUCACUGACAGCAGCGCUCCAUACAAAGCCAAAAAUGACAGGGGCUCCACCUGGACUCUGAUAGACCUGCCAGGACACGACAGCCUUCGCUCGCAGUACCUGGAGAAGUUCAAAUCUGCAGCCAGAGCGAUUGUGUUUGUCGUGGACAGCGCCAUCUUCCAGAAAGAAGUGAGGGACGUGGCAGAGUUCCUCUACAUCUUACUGACCGACACUGUGAUCUCCAGGAACGCUCCAGCUCUGCUGGUGGCAUGCAACAAACAAGAUAUCACCAUGGCAAAAUCAGCUAAACUGAUUCAACAACAGCUGGAAAAGGAAUUGAACACUUUGCGAGUUACACGCUCCGCGGCCCUGAGCUCUCAGGACGGCUCUGUGGGCGGCAGCGUGUAUCUGGGGAAAAAAGGCAAGGACUUUGAGUUCAGCCAGCUGCCCGUGAAGGUGGAGUUCAUCGAGUGCAGCGCACGCGGCAGCAAGGGCGAAGACGGGAACGGAGACAUGGAGAGCCUGGAGAAGAGCCUGGCUAAACUGUAGAAACGCCUCGGAGGCACAGACCUCGGAUCUACCUGCAGGCAUAAUCAAAGGAGGGAUGAGGGAGACAUCUCAGCGGAAAGGAGUGAACGGUCAAACACGGUGUCAUCUGUGCUGGCUUAAAAUGACGUUAAAACGGCGAAAGAACGUUUUCAAUCAAAAGACUGAUGUAGCAGUUUGUCAGGUCGCUCUGUAGUGCUUAUUCAGCGUACAUCUUACUGUGAACAUCCACGCUUGAGCGCUUUGUUUGGCUUGUUUAGAAAAUAUAUGGUUUUUGGUAAAUUACAUUUGCUGUUUAUAAUUGCUAAAGUUAUUACAGGCUGUCACCGAUUUUGUUUUAAACUCAGCUAGUCUGAUGUAUAAGCUGCCUAGACAGACGUGUGUGACGUCAGCCUUGUGCCUUUUUUCUGGUAUUAUCGAAGAGUUUUCUGCCUGUUUGCAAAAGAAUGACAGUUUGCGUGAAUACAGUGCAUUUGCAAUGAAUGUA
Molecule: messenger RNA, 1452 nt
Organism: Larimichthys crocea (large yellow croaker)
Lineage: Eukaryota; Metazoa; Chordata; Actinopteri; Sciaenidae
Gene: srprb
Product: SRP receptor subunit beta
Exons: 7
Coding region: 165-968 (267 amino acids)
Molecular function (GO): GTP binding
Source: RefSeq, a predicted model, not a curated record